CUCCGAAGCAAUUAUUUAACGCAAUGGCUCGUACCAAGCAGACUGCCCGUAAGUCAACUGGAGGCAAGGCUCCUAGAAAACAGUUGGCCACCAAAGCCGCUCGUAAAAGUGCCCCAGCUACUGGAGGAGUUAAGAAACCACAUCGCUACAGGCCAGGAACAGUAGCUCUCCGUGAAAUUCGUCGUUACCAGAAGAGUACCGAACUUCUCAUCCGUAAACUUCCAUUCCAACGACUUGUUCGUGAAAUCGCUCAGGACUUCAAGACUGACCUGAGAUUCCAAAGCUCAGCUGUGAUGGCUCUUCAGGAAGCUAGCGAGGCAUACCUCGUUGGUCUUUUCGAAGACACCAAUCUCUGCGCUAUCCACGCUAAAAGAGUUACCAUCAUGCCCAAGGAUAUUCAACUGGCUAGACGUAUUCGUGGCGAGAGAGAAUACCUUAAGAACACCACGAGUUUCUUCGUAGAUCAAACCAGAAAUACGUUUGACACCACCUCGACGAGCGAGACGACGGAUGGCUGGUUUGGACCUUUCAAGCAACCAUUAAACAGAAUGGCUCGUACCAAGCAAACUGCUCGUAAAUCGACUGGAGGAAAAGCUCCCAGAAAGCAAUUGGCUACCAAGGCCGCUCGUAAGAGUGCGCCAGCAACUGGAGGAGUCAAAAAGCCACAUCGCUACAGGCCUGGAACAGUAGCUCUCCGUGAAAUUCGUCGUUACCAGAAGAGUACUGAACUUCUCAUCCGUAAACUUCCAUUCCAACGGCUAGUUCGGGAGAUCGCCCAGGACUUCAAGACUGAUUUGAGAUUCCAGAGCUCAGCUGUGAUGGCUCUUCAGGAAGCCAGUGAGGCUUACCUCGUUGGUCUUUUCGAAGAUACCAAUCUCUGUGCUAUUCACGCCAAGAGAGUCACCAUCAUGCCCAAGGACAUCCAGCUGGCUCGUCGUAUCCGUGGAGAGAGAGCUUAAAUAUUGAAAUUUUGCACCCAACUCAAUCGGCCCUUUUCAGGGCCAAUAAAUUUUUACAACGUGUAAUCACUCA
Molecule: messenger RNA, 1032 nt
Organism: Fopius arisanus
Lineage: Eukaryota; Metazoa; Arthropoda; Insecta; Hymenoptera; Braconidae
Product: histone H3-like centromeric protein HTR12
Exons: 3
Coding region: 24-959 (311 amino acids)
Cellular component (GO): nucleosome
Molecular function (GO): structural constituent of chromatin; protein heterodimerization activity; DNA binding
Source: RefSeq, a predicted model, not a curated record